CUUUAGCUUUCUCUCUCAUCGACACACACACAGACAACACAGUUUCUCCAUUUUCAGUGAACUUCUCUUCUUCAAAAACCCCACACCCCCCCUUAAACAAACACACCCCACUUCUCCCAUUUCUGGGUUUUGUUCUCUGAAUUGAGUUUUGCCAUUUUCUUGGUUUUUUUUCUCGAAUUUUUUGACUUUGAUUUGAAGAAUUUGGAGAAUUUUGAAGUUUUUUUUUUUGGAAUUGUGUUGAUGAAAUUCGUAUCGAAGAUAUAAAAUGGAGAACUCGGCUGCUGCAUCUGAUGAGCCUCAGAAGAAGCGUCCUCAUCUCAAUUCUGUUUUUUCCUCACCCACCAUGGCUCGCCAUUUGAAAACUUCUUCAGAUAACAAAGAUGUUGAUGCUGCAGUUCUCCAGCAUCAAAAUCAGAAACUAGUACAACAGUUAGAUGCACAGAAGCAUAAGUUGCACGAUCUUGAAGCCAAAAUGAAAGAAUUAAGGGACAAACAAGCAUCUUAUGAUGACUUCUUGGUUACAUUAAAUCGGAUCUGGAAUCAGCUAGAUGAUGAUCUGAUUAUCCUUGGGGUACACAGUAUGGCGGACCAAAUUUCUCUGCAAAGCUUGGAUCAUCAAGAUUAUUCUGGAGGUUCAAUUCCAUCUUGUCCUGCGGAGGAGAUAUUCCUGUGUAGGGUGUUGAAAACCAAUGCCAUUCCAGGCAAUGCCAAUGAUGUAUCCAUUGUGAAUAUCAGAGAAGCUCUUGAUUUACGUCACUCUUCUACUCUUGAGUUGAUGAAAUCAUUGGAAAAUGCCAUUGAUGCUCAGCGAAUUAAAACUGAAAAUUUGGCUCAUCUGUUGGAAGGAAAGACAUCUGCAGAAGAUGGUAUCAUUAUUCUCAGUAAGAUUGAUGAUAUGAUGAAAGAAGAGGCUAAUUAUCUCCAUCAAGUGAUUGAUGUUCUUCAUUUGAAACACAAAGCAUAUGCCGAUGCAAUUGAAGCUUGUAAUCAAAGGCAGUCAGCAGAUCAGUCUGAGUUAAAACGUCUUGAAGGUGAGCUGGAGGAGAGCAUGACAGAACUUGAAGAUAGCAGAAGAAAGCUAGUUACUUUGAAAAUGCAGAAAGAUGUGGCAUGUGGGGGGCAGGAAACAAUUUCAAGUGCAGUUAAUGGGAGUAUGUCACCUGAGAAGCAUACAGACCGAACAAAAGGUGUACGGGAACUGAAGGAGUCUAUAGAAGAGGCAAAGAUACUGAAAGAGGACCGCCUCUCUGAGCUUCACGAUGCCCAGGAAGACAAUCUACAUUUGUCAAAGCAGUUGCAAGAUCUUCAGAAUGAACUAAAGGACGAUAGAUAUGUGCAUUCGUCUCGUGCUUAUACCUUAUGCAAUGAUCAGCUUCACCAUUGGAAUUCUGAGGCAGAACGAUACAAAGCUCUGGCAGACUCUCUGCAGGCUGACAGGUCUUUCAUCGGACGAAGAGAGAAAGAACUGGUUCUAAAAGCAGAGGCUGUGGAUGCAGCAAAGAAAGCAGUUGAUAACUCCGAGUCAAGAAUUGAGGAAUUGGAGCAUCGCAUGCACCAAUAUAUAGUUGAAAAGAAUGAGCUGGAAAUCAAAAUGGAAGAAGCUAUUCAAGAUUCAGGAAGGAAAGACAUUAAAGAGGAGUUUCAGAUAAUGGGCUCUGCUUUAUCAAAAGAAAUAGGAAUGAUGGAAGCUCAGGUGAAUCGUUGGAAGGAGACGGCUCAAGAAGCUGUUUCUUUACGGGAAGAAAGACGGUCACUGGAAACUUCUUUGGAAAGAAAGGUUAUUGAGCACAAAGAUUUAAUUGGUAAAUGUGCUCACCAGACUGGAGAGAUCCGAACACUAAAGGAACUUGCUGAGAAGAUGCAGAGGGACAAACAGGAACUUGAGAUCUUUUUGGAAAUGCUUGGCCAGCAAAUUUAUGACAACAGAGAUAUAUCGGAAAUUAGAGAGUCAGAGAGAAGAGCUCACUCGCAAGCUGAAAUUUUAAGAGCUGCUCUGAAUGAACAUGAUCUGGAAUUGAGAGUGAAAGCUGCUAAUGAAGCUGAGUCUGCUUGUCAGCAGAGGCUUUCUGCUGCUGAGGCAGAAAUUGCAGAACUAAGGGCUGAACUGGAUGCUUCUGACAGGGGUGUUUUAGAGCUAACAGAGGCGAUAAAAAUAAAAGAAGGGGAGUCUGAAACCUAUAUAUCUGAGAUUGAGACGAUUGGUCAAGCCUAUGAAGACAUGCAGACACAGAAUCAACAUCUUCUUCAGCAGUUGGCAGAGAGGGAUGAUUAUAAUAUAAAGUUAGUUUCUGAGAGCGUGAAGAUAAAGCAGGAACAAAGCUUACUUCUCUCACGGAAGCAGGUAUCAACAGCACAACUUCAACAGUCUAAAACAUCACUUGAAUCUCUGAAAAUGAGGAUAACUCAAAGUGAAGACCAGAUGAAAGUUCACAUUACAGAAGCUUUAAGUUAUACCCAAGAAGAUAGACAUCUUGCACUCCUCCUGGAAACUACAAAGAGGGAAUCGGGAGAUGCGGAAAAGGAAUUGAAGUGGCUGAGGUCUGCUGCUUUAUCUGCCGAGAAGGAAUAUGAACAGCUCCACAGAAAGCUGGAUGAAUUUCAGAAGGAGAGGGAAACUGAAAGGAGUGAGAAAAAGAAGCUUGAUGAAGAUCUUGUGGAGUUGAGUAAUACUGUUGAUGAGUUAACUUCUGCAAGUGGGGAGGCUGCAGUACAAAGACUGCAAGAUGAGAUCAAUGAUUCCAAGGCUAUUCUCAAAUGUGGAGUGUGUCUUGAUCGGCCAAAAGAGGUUGUAAUCACAAAAUGUUAUCAUCUGUUCUGCAAUCCAUGCAUCCAGAGAAACUUAGAGAUCCGUCAUCGCAAGUGUCCUGCUUGUGGAACCGCUUUUGGGCAAAGUGACAUUCGUUUUGUGAAAAUCUGACCAAAACUCGGUCAGCUCGCUAAACAUGUACAUGAUAUGUGUCUUUGAGGGUGUCGUUCGAUAAGCCUUACUAGGUUCAACAGUUUACACCCCUGUGAAGAAUCAAGUUCUAGCUUUUGUUUUU
Messenger RNA from Solanum pennellii, 3041 nucleotides. RefSeq names its product E3 ubiquitin-protein ligase BRE1-like 2. The record is from RefSeq and is a predicted model, not a curated record. Gene Ontology annotation, cellular component: nucleus; HULC complex. The coding region runs from base 266 to 2917 and encodes 883 amino acids. The transcript is spliced from 19 exons. Lineage: Eukaryota; Viridiplantae; Streptophyta; Magnoliopsida; Solanales; Solanaceae. Gene Ontology annotation, molecular function: metal ion binding; ubiquitin protein ligase activity.